This is a messenger RNA of Penaeus monodon (black tiger shrimp), 2714 nucleotides long. RefSeq lists its product as uncharacterized. The record is from RefSeq and is a predicted model, not a curated record. The transcript is spliced from 7 exons. The coding region runs from base 194 to 1366 and encodes 390 amino acids. NCBI's taxonomy places the organism in Eukaryota, Metazoa, Arthropoda, Malacostraca, Decapoda, Penaeidae.
GAGUGAGAAGUCUUCAGACACUCGUCUCCUAGAGCCUGGAUAAGACCUACAUACGGGUUGUGCAGUAGUGGUUGUGUUAACUUUCUAGGGCGUUGGUUCUACGGGUUCUCUUGGCGUUUGCAGUGGACCUAUAUACGGGCUGUGCAGUGGAGGUUGUGUUUAAAAUUCUCUUCGGUGAUUCAGUAUACCGGAUAUGUUGGCAUCCCUAACGAUGAGGCUGUGGGUGAUAUUGGCAAGCCUGAGCCUAGUAUGGGUCACAAUGGCCGAUUCUGUGAAUACUAUUUCUCCUGAAGCUCGCUCCAGCCCUCCGACCCUCUGGAUACUCGAACUACGAAAAGUGUCCCGCGAGACAACACCAAACGACCCCACAUCCCGAGACCACGACGUCAAAAUCGUGCUGGACGAACACAUCCUCAUCGUGGGCGUGACUCGCUGGACACUCACGUUCCUCAUGGGCGGACAGCAGUUCACGAGUUCCUUAGACGCCGUCACGGAGACCGACGGCAUCCAGAGGGAGUUCGUUUUCAAGACGGAGCUCGUGGAAGGCGCCACCGCGGUCCUGCUGACGGCGAAGGGAAGGAGCGGCAGCGUGUUGGCGACGGGGACAGCCUACGUGCAGAUUCCGAACUUGGACUCCAACGUGGCUUGGGUAGGGGAGGAAUACCACCUCUCCACCCCCUCCUCACUGCGAGUCGACCCUGGCACCCUGUCGGAGGUGUGGGUCGCCAAUCGAGUGUGCAGAAGAGAGAAGGCCCCCUGUUACUUCCUGCAGAAGGAGCUGCCGGAGAUUGUUUCUCGGUGUCUGACUCUCUCCGACUCUCUCACCAACGCGCCGCUUAUCCUGUGUGACGAUACCGUGCUUCCCUUUCACGAACUGUACCAGACACCGAGCCUCUACAUCUCCGACGACCACCUGCUGGAAGUGAGCAUGAUUCUGCCGCAGGGUGUGGUCCUGGAGGGAAGGGAGGUCGUCGCCUACGACCCUGAAGACCCCAGCGUCGUCUUCUCCCCUGAAGGCUUCAGGUGUAAUCCUUCAGCAGGAGUGGGAGACCGAGGGGAACGCACGUGCACCCAGCGACUCGAGAUGACCGAGGCUAAGGACGCAGUGUCGGUGUUGGUGGUGUUGGUGUAUCCCGACGGAGGACGCCUGGAGUCGAAGCUCCUUACGUACAGAGGUCAGGAACCUCGGGCGUCGCAAACGGGCGUGAUCGUGGGUUCGGUCGUGGGCGGGCUGGUGGGCGUGGUCCUUAUCGCUGUUGCCGUCUUCUUGCUGUUAAGAUGGAGGAAAACCAAAGGAAAGAAGGAAUCAUCGAGGAGUUCGUCGCAAUACGCUGCCACGCCGACCUCUGACCCCGCUGUGGCGUAGGUCAUCUCGUCGAGGUUUUGCAACUUGCGUGAAACUAGAUUUUCAUUUUUAUUUUUGUUUUUGAUUCUUCUUGUGGAAUUCAGGGUACCGCUGGUAUAUAGCUGUUAGAUGAAGUUUAAUUGUACGGAUGUUUAAGAGAAGAACAGGCAUGUGUAUAUAUAUAUCAUUUGUAUGUGUAUAUAUAUAUUUGGAUGUGUAUAUAUAUAUCAUUUUCCAAACUUUUAAUAAAAGUUAGUGUGUUUUCCAUUAAUAAUUCUUGAAAGUUAUUUGCGUCUCAUGUCUUCAUAUUAUUUUGCCUCUGUGUGGUAGCUGAGAUAUGAUUAAUACAUUUAUAGACUUAAAUCCGUUAAUUCAUCUUACAGGUUUUGCUCGGUACUUUAGGCUUCAGUCACACACACACACACACACACACACACACACACACACACACACACACACACACACACACACACACACACAUACGCACACGCACACGCACACGCACACGCACGCACACACACACACACACACACACACACGCUUAUAUAAUGCUUCUAUGAUAGAUGAAUACUUAACUUAAUAAAUCAUUGAAUAGACGUAUUGUCGAGCAACUGCAGAACGCCUUUCGACACGCAUAUUGUCGUGUAACGUCUUGUUCACCUUGCCUACUCUCUUAGACCCUGAUAAAUGCUGACAUCAAAGAGGCAACUGAUACUUUCUUAAGAAUCUCGGCUUUUAACCACCUCAGCCAAGGCAGCGGUUAUUUCAAGUAGAUAUAUGGCAUUCGUGGUCAUCUUAAAACAAUGAUUUGCUAUUGAUUACCAUUGCUAAUUCAGAUAUGUUAGAUUUUUUUUUUUUUAAGUAACAUUUAAAAUCACUGAUUAUUACAAUUUUUAUUUAUACUUCGCGUUGAAGAUCUGUAGGGGAUAUUAUUAUUGCUGUUAUAAUUAAACGAAGAUCACGUAUUUUACUCAAUGAAAACGAUUUUCACUUGCUCUUUAAAAACUUUAUUAACAGUGAUUCCUCAAAUAAUAUCGUUAUUGCUACGAUUCUGCUUAAUAUUACCUUUAUUAGUUCUCAUUAUUAAUAUUACUGUAAUGUUUCAUUUCAUAAUUUUAAAUCACUUUCUUUUCAUCAUCACGAUACAUAUAUUGAUAUUAGACUGAUGACAUGCUAUAAUGAGCAAAGAAUCAAAAUGGUGUUAGUAUUAAAAAUAUAAUUUCUGCCGUAGGAUGUUAUAAUUACAUUGCCGAAAAAUUUUAUAAUAUUACUUUCACGUACGUAUAUAUAGAAACAUAAAUACUGUUCAUUCCAUAUACAUUGAUCACAUACUGAUUCAAAAACAAGAAAAAAAAUAUAAUCUGCUAUA